AUGAGAUCUUUGAUUUUCCCCGCGCUGCACCUACUGAGCGGCAUAAGCGUCGCGGCCCAGCAGCUCGCUUACACCUCCUUCAUCGUGACAGAAUGCGUUACGGAAGCGUCCUCGAUGCCAGAUCCAGGGGUGGCACCCAUCGUCAACACGAAACCCGGAUACCAGGAGACAAUAACUCUGUCCUAUACUAUGCCGCCGUGUACGUCCUGUGGCUGUCCAGGAUGCACGCUUGUCAGCUCGUUCACGACGACGUGCUUGGCCUUCCACACCGCCGCCGCCUCUGGAGUAACGGCACAGAGCUAUGCUAUCACGGAAACAUACAUCGGGCUAUCCUCGCUUCCAAGCUUCGACGAGCCCACGCAAAUGCCAUACGGAUUCACCUCGUCAGUCCACACGUGCAAUGCAGGCGUGUGUGGACCGGAAGCCAUAACAGCGACUAUGACAUACCCAUCUGGUGGCGGACCGUUCGUGGCCGCACCGCUCUCUGAACACUGCUCUACUUUAUCUACACAGCAUCAGAACACAGUGACGCCAGCGACUGGCACUGCUGUGCCCGUACCCGUGCCCGCACAGCCGACCAUGGCAGUCGUGAGCAGGGGCAACGUUAAGAAGCCACUGGAGAUCAUCGUGUUAUCUGUAUUCUUCUUGGUUGCGACAGUUGUAUAG
Xylaria bambusicola is the source of this 666-nucleotide messenger RNA. RefSeq lists its product as uncharacterized. Bases 1 to 666 code for a protein of 221 amino acids. Lineage: Eukaryota; Fungi; Ascomycota; Sordariomycetes; Xylariales; Xylariaceae. The transcript has a single exon. The record is from RefSeq and is a predicted model, not a curated record.